Messenger RNA from Carica papaya (papaya), 865 nucleotides. RefSeq names its product putative caffeoyl-CoA O-methyltransferase At1g67980. Gene Ontology annotation, molecular function: O-methyltransferase activity; S-adenosylmethionine-dependent methyltransferase activity. Lineage: Eukaryota; Viridiplantae; Streptophyta; Magnoliopsida; Brassicales; Caricaceae. The record is from RefSeq and is a predicted model, not a curated record.
AGUACAUAACUAACUCCUUAAAGAAGGGGAGGGUUGUUGGGUCACGCUUGCUCAUAGCAGCAGUCUGCAGAGAAAACAGAUCACUCCAUUUCCAUUUCCAUGGCGUCCUUGCCUCCUAAAGGUAUUCUCAAGACCGAUUCUCUUUUGAAGUACGUGUACGAGACAAGUGUUUACCCAAGGGAGCACGCCCAACUGAAACAACUAAGAGAAGCCACUGUAGAAAAAUACCCUGAAAGAAGCUUAAUGGGUGUACCAGUUGAUGAAGGGCAGUUCUUGCAAUUGCUACUGAAUGUGGCCAAUGCUAAAAAGACUUUAGAGAUUGGUGUAUUUACAGGCUAUUCUCUCUUGGCCACUGCACUUGCCUUGCCUCCUGAUGGCCAGAUCACAGCAAUAGAUAUAAAUAGAGAAGCUUAUGAAGUGGGAUUACCAUUCAUAAAAGAAGCAGGAGUAGAACAUAAGAUCGACUUCAUAGAGGCAGAUGCCCUUACAACCUUAACCCACUUGUUAAACCACGAUAAUAAACCCGAAUUUGAUUUUGUAUUUGUCGAUGCUGACAAGGUAAGUUACACAAAAUAUCAUGAGAAAUUAAUAGAAUUGGUUAAGAUUGGAGGUUUAAUUGCCUACGAUAAUACAUUAUGGUUCGGAUUCGUGGCCGAAGAGGAAGAGAAAGUACCGGAUGUAGCAAAGAUGUCAAGAAAGAGCAUUUUAGAUUUCAAUAAACAAUUGGCUUGUGAUGAUCGUUUUCAAAUUUCACAAGUUUCAAUUGGUGAUGGUCUUACAUUGUGUCGAAGGUUGUAUUAACUGGAAAAUGUCUUUAAACAUAAUCAAAUCUAAUGUGACCGUUAAUUAUGUUUUAUGUUCUAAA